AUGGCAUCAGAGAAUAAGACCAAACUCUUGGAAGCCAAGUGCUUCUGUGGUUCCGUGCACUUCACCGUUGAAGUUCCCAUUGUCAUACUUCCCCUGCCAGUUCAUCUUUGCCAUUGCACGGUGUGUCGUUAUCGCUCUGGUGCGCCAUGUGUAUUCCACACCAAGCUGCCAAAAGAGGCACCCAUGAAGUUCAUAUCGCCUUCUGUAGAGGCAAACAUGACAGUCUAUACUUUCGGAGAGCGCGUAUCGGCUUGGAAUUUCUGCUCAACAUGUGGAUGUCACAUCACCUCUGUGGAUCGUGACGAUGGUCACUGGACCGUUUCGACAUCCAUCUUCAAGGACCACGGACCUGAGAAUUUCCAAAUCAAGAGGCACAUCUACAGUGGUUCGACGUUCGACCACGGGCUUCCUGAUAUCAUACCCCAAGUCGAUGGGCUCCACCUUGAGGACUGGAACCCUCCUCACGAUGAUCCAAGCUCCGAGACUUUAGUCCCGAAGCUUGAACACGACGCAAAUGGCCAGGAGCGGCUGCGAGCUGAGUGCCACUGUGGCGGCGUGUCAUUCACCAUUGGUCGACCAACUAAGGACGUGCUCGAGGACGCACAGCUCAAGGACUUUGUCUCCCCUCUUGAUCAGACGAAAUGGAUGGCACUCUAUGACGCCUGUGAUGACUGCAGGCUCCUCACCGGAACCCAUCUCGUGGGAUGGACCUUUAUUCCCCUCUCCACAUGCAAUCCUCCCAUCGCGAGAGAUCUAAAGAUAGGUACCGCAAAGACGUACCAGAGCUCACCAAAUGUCCUGCGAUCAUUCUGCGGAACUUGCGGUGCGACCGUCUUCUUCACGUGCGAUGAGCGCUGCCCAGCAGGGGGGGAGUCAGUCGUCGAUCUCGCGACCGGAAUCCUGCGGGCCCCUGAAGGUUCAAUGGCUGAGAAAUGGUUGACCUGGCGAUCGAACCCUGCUUGGCUGCCGUCUGGGAAACAGUAUCAUCGCGCUUUUAGUGAGGCCUUGGAACAGGGAAUGAAGGAGUGGACCUUGGAUCACUAUAAUCAGGAGGUUCGCCAUGGCUUGCAUCUAUCAUUUCUCGCUGCCAAUACAUUCGAUAAUGCGAUCGACUCGCUCAAUUCCCUCCAAACUUCCCAUGCGGCUUUCAAGGCGCGGAUAAAGGCUGGUAUCAAGCCCGAUGCCUCCUCAAUCGCAGAGAUGAAGACAUAUAUACGCCGUCUUGGCUAUUCAACGUCUGAUCUCGAUCGUUUAAACAUCAUUCAUGUCGCUGGCACGAAGGGAAAAGGCACCACAUGCGCCUUCGUUGAUUCUAUCUUAUCCCGCUAUCGGACUACACAUGGAGUUCCUCGGAAGACGGGGCUCUUCAUCUCCCCUCACCUAGUCUCGGUGCGAGAACGGAUACGUAUCAAUUCCGCACCGAUACCUGAGGCUCUGUUUGCGAGGUAUUUCUACGAUAUAUGGGACCGUUUAGGAUCGGCAGCCGAACAAGAUGGUGUUGAGGGAGCAAACCAGGAAAAUGCCUCCCCUCUGGACAUCAGACCUACAUACGCUCGCUUUCUGACACUGAUGAGCUGGCACGUCUUCUUGCAAGAAGGCGUCGAUAGAGCAGACGAGAAGGGUGUGGAUUUGCAAGCUCUCAAAAUUGACACUCGGCUUCGAGAUGUACGAAUACAUCCAGAUGCCGAGUUCCAGAAGAAAAACGCAACCCUUGCGACUGCCCUGGCGGAGACUGCCUUGACACGACUCGGGGCCCUGACACCGCACCAGGAUGUUCUGCCUGAUGAGUUCCGAAAAGCACUCGAGGGCACUGUAUUCCGCGGACGUUGUGAAAUCAAGGCUGAAGACCAAGUGGUUUGGCAUCUGGACGGUGCACAUACGGCCGACAGCCUUACGCUCGCUUCCAAAUGGUUUGCUAACGAGACGUCUGGACAGGUCGAGGCCAUCGACUUCCUAAAUCUGAUUUCCGCUGCUAACAAGCAGGAGAAUGGCCCGCCAUUUAGCCAUGUCAUAUUCUGUACCAACAUCACACACGCCCAGACUGGUUACAAACGCGAUUUCGUUAACAACCAAUAUGAUACCAGGGAGAUUGAGUCUCUAGCAGUGCAGAGAAGAUUUGCUGAAAGAUGGUCGUCUCUGGAUCCUGAGGCUUCGGUUGUAGUUUUACCAACUAUCGAGCAGGCUCUUACUCAUGUCCGAGAACUUGGAGUUAACAUGCUAAACAAAGAUGAAAAGAUUCAGGCUUUUGUCACGGGCAGCUUGCAUUUGGUUGGUGGUGCACUGGGCAUAUUAGAGAAUGUCGAUGCUCUUUAG
This is a messenger RNA of Clonostachys rhizophaga, 2313 nucleotides long. The record is from the annotation of a GenBank genome assembly. NCBI's taxonomy places the organism in Eukaryota, Fungi, Ascomycota, Sordariomycetes, Hypocreales, Bionectriaceae.